This is a messenger RNA of Oppia nitens, 3471 nucleotides long. Its product is annotated as mucin-2-like. Lineage: Eukaryota; Metazoa; Arthropoda; Arachnida; Sarcoptiformes; Oppiidae. Gene Ontology annotation, molecular function: promoter-specific chromatin binding; metal ion binding. Gene Ontology annotation, biological process: negative regulation of transcription by RNA polymerase II. The transcript is spliced from 5 exons. The record is from RefSeq and is a predicted model, not a curated record. Gene Ontology annotation, cellular component: PRC1 complex. Bases 218 to 3259 code for a protein of 1013 amino acids.
UGUUUGGUUUAUUUUUUGUUGAUGUUAUUGUCAAUCAUUUAAUGUGUUGUUUAUUAUAAUACACACACAAUGGCUGCCAAUAAUAGUAGACAACAACAAGCGGUCAACAAUUGUUUGAACGCCCGAUAAGUGUCGAUAUCGAUGGCCACCUGAGAGAGAGAGAGAAAGAGAGCCGAAAGAGAGGACUCGGCGCGCGAUUGUCAGAGACAAACAAACUAUGCGGACAACGAUGUCAUCCUCGAAGACUACAACAACAACGACGGUCAUCGCUGUCAAAGACAAUACCAGUACUAAUCGUUGUCGCGGAGGAGGAGUAGAUCCAUUGGCAGCCUCGACAUCGACAGUAAUGAUGAUGACGACCAAUAUCAACAACACCAACAACAACAUUACCAUCAACAGCAGUACUAGCAGUCGACCGCCGUCGGCCAUUGCCGUCGACGAGUUCAAUACAUUGAUCCGAUGUCAUCUAUGCAAAGGCUAUCUUAUCGACGCCACAACACUCACCGAAUGUCUUCACUCGUUUUGCAAGACUUGUAUCAUUACUCACUUGGACUCGAAUACUCCGAAGUCUCGUUUCUGUCCUCGUUGUGAUCAACAGAUACACAAAACCAAACCACGACUUAACAUACGUAGCGAUCCGACACUUCAAGACAUUGUCUAUAAGCUGGUGCCCGGACUAUACAAAAAUGAGAUGAACCGACGCAACGAAUUCUAUAGUAAAGAACCAGAAAGUGCCAUAGGUCUGUCCAGUGAGGAAAAGGGCGAGAUGUCCGGCGAACGGCUAAUAUUUACGCCCGAAGACCAUAUUUAUCUGUCCAUUGAAUACUUUCCGCAAGUGAUCUCCCAUUCGUUGAUGCCAUUCUCAAAGAAUCUGACCAACGGUGCACUCAAUAGUGUAGUUCUACCGUCACCAGCGGCGGCGGCGGCCGCUAAAUCACAGUCGGCCACAAAUGGUUCCGUUCGCAACGGCAGUUCGGAGGACGGAGCCGACAACAAUACUAUCAGUGAUGGCGACAACAAUAGUCAGCGCCGUUAUCUGAAAUGUGAAGGCGGUAUGCGUGUCGUACACUUGAAAAAGUGGCUGAAAUCGAAAUACGAUAUCAAAUACGAUGACAAUGAUAUCGAAAUUUUAUAUAAACACGACCCGCUUGUUGACGACUAUACGAUGAUCGACUUGGCCUACAUUUAUUCGUGGAGACGGAAUGGUCCUCUAUGCCUAUAUUACAAAAUUAUCGAUCAGAAAAAACUGCUGCCACCGCCACUCCCGCCCCUACCGAAAUUACCACUGACCAACAACAACACAGCGACUACCACCACCACCACCACUGGUAUUAUCGACGAUGAUGAUGAUGGUAACAAUCGGUUGUUCCGUACGCCGGCAUUAAAACCGAAACGACAUCACACCCACAAUACUAAUAACGGUGCACAUCAUCGAUGCAAAGGUAUGGCCACUACCACGACCACCACUCCCACACCGAACAACAAUAACAACAACAAGAGAGCCAGAAUUAGUUUGUCGACAAUCAAUGAGUCGCAUCUGAUUACAACAAAUCCAGUUAACGAACCGCUGCCACCAGUGGACAGCCAAUUGUUCAACAAAGUUAUUGCCAACAAUACUAUCGAGUUUAUGAAACCUAUUGUACCCGUAAUGAAGAAGAAAAAGAAGAAGAUGAUGAUGAAUACAGCCCCUAAUAAAAUCGGAAAACCAGUAAACGGUGUUAAAUAUGAUACCAUUGGCGACGCUGGUAGUGGUGGUGGUGCCGGUGCUGCUAAUUGGUUGAUAAGUCAUUCAACAACAACAACAACUGUUGCGCCACAAAAAACAAAAAAAUCUGCUGUUCCUAAAGCUAAGAGAAAAAAAUUAUCAUCAGAUCUCAGCAGCACUGGUAGUAUAGGUACCACAACUACUGGUACUACUAAUGUUGUUGUUGGCGUUACUAAUAAUAUGCUCAACAAUAACAACAACAACAACAACAAUGGUUUAGUAGUCAAAGAAAAUGGCAUCAAAUCGGUUGUCGCCGCUGUUGUUGACAGCAAUGGUAUUACUAAGAAAACUAAGAAACAAAAUAAUAAUAAUAAUAAUAAUCAGAAAAAAUUAAAGACUAAUAAUAAUAAUAAUAAAGUUAAGAAACAAACAGUCAAAACACUAGUACUCAAUAACCAAAUGUCCAAAGCUGUCGGCGGCAGUGGUAGCGGUGCCGCCAAUCCUAUGUUAACUACGAUUACCUCAAUCACAACUGUCAACAAUCAUAAUUGUAUACCGAAAUUGUCAUCAUCGGUAAACAUGACAUCCAACGCUGCAUCAACCAUAAGCCCAACAAAAUUGUCGUCAAAAUUAUCAUCGAUGACAACCAUCACACCGUUGACUAUAACGACUGAAGCCGCCGCAGUAGUCAACACAACAACUCAACCGCCGUCCAGUAUUAGCCAAAAGACUACUACUACUACAGCAUCAACCGCUGCCCCGUCCACUGUCCAAACAGUUACCACUGCUGCGGCUAAUACUCACUUCACUACUCCAUCAUCACUAGCAGUCGUCACUCCUUCUGUCACAUCAUCAUCACCAUCACUGAUCAACACAUCACCCAUUAUAUCCAUAACACCAGUCAUCGCCACCACUACCACCACCACAAUGUCGUCAAACAAUACACCAUUUUUAUCAUCAUCAACAUCAUUGACUACCGUCAACGACAACAACAACACUGACCAUCCAUUAACCAUAACCACUAUCAUAUCCAUGACUAACAAUACAACAACAAUCAACUCAACAACAACUACUGCCGACGACACCAAUAGUUCAACUAAUACUACAACAACAACUGCUGCUACUCCUACUACUACUACUACACAGUCAACCAUCACUUCUACUAGCAGUAGUCCAUUAUCUGUCGUCACUACGCCGUCCACUAACACAUCAUUGACAUCAACUACAGUGUCUUCCAAUCAAUGCUUAACUACGAAUUCUACUACAACUACUGGCACAUCCAUCGGCGGUAAUGAUCUGAACGGUGAUUCCAUUGCCGCCGCCACCGACUCAGCAGCAGCUCCUCAACUAUCGCCACUGUUUGCCAGUAUGGCCGCCGCUGCCGGCGUUUCCAUCGACAUAGUGGACAACGAUGGUAACUUAGAUCGUACCGCUGCUUCCGUGGAGGCGCUCAAGAGUGUCAUCAAUAAAAUCAAUUCGAGUAGCAGUCCAUUUUACAUACGAUCCAGUCCAUUUCAUGUAUCAAAGUUUAUACCCAACUAUAGUAGUCAAUAGAGAGGAUGUGUUGAGUUGGGUUGGCCCUAGUAUAGGGAGUGAUGGGUGGGUGGGACUCAAGUAGUUGUGUGCAGAUGUUUGAUAAUAUGCAUACCGUUCCGUCCCCGACCGCCCAUCCCUUGAAUGCCAUUUUUUUUGGCCAUAGAUUGGAAUUGACGGCAUAUUUCUUAGUCUUAUUUAGUUUUUAUUUUUAUUAUAAAUAUUUAAUUAUC